AUGAACAUCUCGGCACGCAAGUCUCGCCCCGUUGGCGCCGCCCCCGUCCGCCUGCGCCCUCGCUCGCGGUGGUCGGUCCGCAACCUCGUCGUGUCCGGCGUCGUCUUGGCCGUCCUGUCGGCAGUCUGGGGCCUUCUCGAGCAGGUCAAGUCGCGGUGGUACAUCUUCGACCCGCCCGCACUCCAUCAGCUGUGCAAGGACGCCCUCGCCCUCCACGGCAACGACACCGUCUCGGUCGUGUCGCACAUCAUCACGUCCCUCUCUCACGAGCACCCGUCGUGGACCAUCAACACGGGCUUCAGCGCCACCCCGCUCGUCACGGGCCCGGACGGCAAGGUCGACCCGGCGAGCUACGUGCCUGCCGACCGCGAGUGGGUGUGGAACAACGCCGGCGGCGCCAUGGGCACCAUGUUCAUCGUUCACGCCAGCAUCACCGAGUACCUCAUCGUCUUUGGCACCCCGCUCGGCACCGAGGGUCACACGGGCCGCCACACGGCCGACGACUACUUCCACAUCCUCAAGGGCGAGCAGUGGGCGAGCAAGGCCGGCGCGUUCGAGCCCGAGAUCUACCGCCCAGGCGACAUGCACCACCUCGUCCGCGGCGAUGUCAAGCAGUACAUCUUCCCCAAGGACGGCGGCUUUGCGCUCGAGCUCGCUCAGGGCUGGAUCCCGCUCAUGCUGCCCUUUGGCUUCGCCGACACGUUCUUCUCGACCCUCGACAUCCCGACCUUGUACCACACGGUCCGCCUCACGGGCCGCAGCAUCAUCAGCAACCUCCUGCAUGGCAAGAUCUGA
Messenger RNA from Rhodotorula graminis WP1, 795 nucleotides. RefSeq lists its product as uncharacterized. Gene Ontology annotation, cellular component: endoplasmic reticulum. Gene Ontology annotation, biological process: ergosterol biosynthetic process. The record is from RefSeq and is a predicted model, not a curated record. The transcript is spliced from 5 exons. Lineage: Eukaryota; Fungi; Basidiomycota; Microbotryomycetes; Sporidiobolales; Sporidiobolaceae. The coding region runs from base 1 to 795 and encodes 264 amino acids.